UAUGAAUUCAUUAAAAUAAGAAACAUAAGAAGUGCCUAUUAUAAAUGAAUAAGAAGAAGAUGAACCAUAGAUUAUAAAAUUAACUUAAAAAUAUUUACAUGAAUUGAAAAUAGAUUCAAAAUAGAUAUACAAUUAUAAAAAGAAUUUUGAAAAUGAAAAUGACCUUUUCAUGACUAAUUUGGAUUCAGCAUAAGUGGAAUAAUUUUAAGAUAAUAUAUAAACUCAAUUAGAAAAAGCAGAUUAAUGUGAUGGUUUUGAAUUAGUAAUAGAUUGUGAAACAUGUUAUGGAGAAAUUGGAUUGAAAGUAGUUGAUUCUUUAAAUGAUCUACAAGGAAAUAGUAAAACACCUAAAAUAGUAAUUUCUAUUCUUGAUCCAAAUAUGAAUACAAAAAAUAGAAUUAUAAAUAGGUAUAUAAUUUAAAUUUACUUAAUUUAGAUCAUUAACUUUAACACAAUAUUAAGAAAAUUCUACAUUAUUGGUUCCUUUAGAAUUGAAAGAAAUGUAAAUUCAUUCAAAACAAUUAGAACUUAAUUAAUAGUAUUCAUUUCUUAUCAAUAAUAUACUUUCAUCAUAUAAAUGUACUUAAGAGUAUGUGAGUAUGCAUGAAUUCUGUAAAAGAAUUACACCUGCUCCUUAAAAUAAUAUAUUUAAUAUUUUAGCUUCAAUUCCAUCACUUUAAGAUAAGCCAGAGAAUAACAUAUUGAAUUAUAAAUAAGCUAAGAAUUUGGAUAAGUUUUAUUUUUCAUAAGAUAUUAUAAAUAUGAAUUCAGAAAGAGAAUCAUAUGGAGAAUCAUAUUUUUUAAGAGGUAUUUCACCAUUUCCAAAUGAAAGAAAUCUAAAGUCAUAUGGUGUAGAUAUUAGAAUAUUGGAUUAUAUAUAUUAAGUUCCUUAAUUAUAUGAUUAUACUGAUGUAAUGCCAUUUCAUAGUAACAUUUUUAGUAAUGAAAGUUAUAAAUAUACUUUACUAAAAUUAUACAAAGAAUUAAAUAGUAUUAAGAAAAUGGGAUUUUUGUAAUAUGAAAAAUAAUCUUUUGAAGAUGAUUAAUAAUUAAAAUAUGAUUUAUGUUAAUUGAUAGAGAAUUAUGGUGGUAUUGAUGAAGAAGAAUAAUUAUGA
Molecule: messenger RNA, 1115 nt
Organism: Paramecium pentaurelia
Lineage: Eukaryota; Ciliophora; Oligohymenophorea; Peniculida; Parameciidae
Source: the annotation of a GenBank genome assembly